GAUCGCUGAAUCUCUCGACGACCGUCUAUCGCGAGCAGACUUUUUCUCUUAUCCGUUUCAUUACGUGUUUAUUCAUCGGGAAUCUUUACUCUCAUACGCAACGAACCAUGCGGUUCGAAAAUCGCGCCGUUCUGGCCGCGCUCCUCGUAGCCGUCGCCGGCUCGUUCGCCGCGGCUGAAAAUACUCCCACGGGACGAGUCUUCACGAUAUGCGUGCCCGAAGUCUACUGGGAGGAGUGCGCGGAAAUGAUCAAGGAUUCGGCCGUGAAAGGAAUACCCAUCUCCUGCAUUUCCGGCCGCGAUCGAUUCGAGUGCAUCGAGAGAGUCGGUAAAAAGGAGGCGGACGUGGUGGCGGUCGAUCCGGAGGAUAUGUACCUGGCCGCAAAGGACAACGAGUUGGCUGCGAAAGCCGGCUACAGCAUCGUCGAACAGGUGAGAACGAAGGAGGAACCGGACGCGCCGUACCGUUACGAGGCCGUGGCCGUGGUGCACAAGGAUCUCAACAUCAACAACGUGCAAGGCUUGCGCGGCUUAAAGUCCUGUCAUACCGGAAUCGGUCGCAACGUGGGUUACAAGAUACCGAUCACCAAACUCACCGCCAUGGGAGUGUUGCACAACCUGCACGAUCCAGAGUACUCGGCGCGCGAGAACGAGCUCCGUGCGUUGAGCUCGCUAUUCUCCAAGGGAUGCUUGGUCGGCACCUGGUCCCCGGAUCCCGCGAUCCACCGUAGACUGAAACAAACCUACUCGAAUAUGUGCGCUCUCUGCGAGAAACCGGACGUCUGCGACUACCCGGACCUCUACUCGGGAUACGAGGGCGCGUUGCGAUGCCUCGCGCACAACGGUGGCGAGGUCGCCUGGACCAAGGUGAUUUACGUGAAACGAUUCUUCGGCUUGCCGGUCGGCGUCUCGCGCGCGGUACCAACCACCGAGAAUCCGGCCGAUUUCCGCUACUUCUGCCCGGACGGCAGCAAAGUACCGAUUGACGCGAACACGAAACCGUGUACCUGGGCCGCUAGACCUUGGCAAGGAUACAUGACGAACGGAGCCGUGCAGGACGUGCAAGCUGUGCAAAAGGAACUGACGGAUCUCGGUAAGUUGGGCGAGCAAGAAAAGGCAGACUGGUGGAAGGACAUCAUGUUACUGGACGAGAAGACUUUGGCUGUUGCCGCGCCUCCGAUACAGCCCGAACAACAUUUGACCAACUCGAAAUAUCUGGACGUGAUCGAGCGGAACUCCGGAGCGGUGGGCAAGAGCGCACGCUGGUGCGUCUGGGACCAAGGCUCGCUCGAAAAGUGCCGCGCUCUCGCCAGAGCCUCCUUCUCGAGAGACGUCAGACCGAAACUCGAGUGCAUGCUCCAAAAGACUCAAGACGAGUGUCUGAAAUCGAUCAAGGAUGGCAACGCGGACCUGACGGCCAUCGAGGGAGGCUCGGUGGCUCGAGCGAUCAAGGACUUCAACGCGUCGCCUAUAAUCGCGGAAUCGUACGGAAAAGGCUCGACCGAAUUUAGCGAGAGACCUGCCGUGGCGGUCGUCCGAAAGUCUGCUUCGAUCAGCAAACUGGACGAUCUGAGGGGCAAGAAAUCGUGUCACAGCGGAUACAAGGGAGACUUCGCCGGCUGGGCGGCUCCGGUGCACGCCUUGAAGGACAAAGGUCUGAUCGCUUCGGAAGAGGAAGUAGCCAACUUCUUCUCGGGAUCGUGCGCCCCGGGCGCCCCUGUCGACUCCACCCUCUGCCAACAAUGCGUUGGAAGCAUGGCGGCCAACGAUGAACGAGUUCGAAGCGCGACCAAGUGCAAGCCUAACGAAGCGGAACUUUUCCGAGGUGGUGAAGGAGCCCUCAAGUGUUUGUUGAACGGUAAAGGAGACGUAGCGUUCCUACCAUUGCCCGCUCUACUCGCCCAGGAAGAAAACAAAACGUUAACCGAGGACUUGAAAUUACUCUGCCCCGACGGCGGUCUCGCCCCCAUCAACGAAUGGCAACGAUGCAACCUGGGCAUGGAUCCACCCAGGGUGAUCGUCACUUCCGCAGCCAAGACCGUGAACGCCCGGGAAGAACUAACUCACGGCACCUUAGCCGCCAGCACGCUUUACUCUAAACGACCGGAUCUGUUGCACCUGUUCGGCACUUGGGCCGGUCAGCCUAACUUGCUAUUCAGGGACGACGCAAAAGGCCUGAUGUCGGUGAAUCAGUCGUGGAACAAGUGGAACGACUGGCAGGAGACCGAACGAAACUAUGGUACAGCUUAAAAUGGUGUGCUGCAAACGGUUUGGAAAAUCGACGACGAAAAAGGAUGCGACGUCGCAGUUGUAAUUAUGCAAUAAAGUACCAAGUAGAGCAAACAA
This is a messenger RNA of Osmia bicornis bicornis, 2345 nucleotides long. Its product is annotated as transferrin. Lineage: Eukaryota; Metazoa; Arthropoda; Insecta; Hymenoptera; Megachilidae. The coding region runs from base 108 to 2249 and encodes 713 amino acids. Gene Ontology annotation, biological process: iron ion transport. The transcript is spliced from 7 exons. Gene Ontology annotation, cellular component: recycling endosome; extracellular region; early endosome. The record is from RefSeq and is a predicted model, not a curated record.